GCGGCCCGUGACGUCACCCGCGCGCCGGGCCUCGGGGCGCGCGGGCUUCCGGCCGCCAGGGGCCGCGGGCGGGGCGGAGGGCCGUCCGGGACCGCCGCGCGCCGGAAGCGGGCCGGGCGGCGCGGAAGCGGCGGGGGCGGGGCGCGGAGGCGAUGGGGGGCGGCGGCGGCGGCGGCGGCGGCCGGGGAUGAGCGGCGGGCGCGCGUGAGGAGCCGGCGGGCGAGGCCGGGGGGCCCGGACGCGAGCCGCAGGGCGGAGGCGGGGGCGCGAGCGCGGCGGCGAGAAGAUGGCGGACGGCGACAGCGGCAGCGAGCGCGGCGGCGGCGGCGGGCCCGGCGGCUUCCAGCCCGCGCCCCGCGGCGGCGGCGGCGGCGGCGGCGGCGAGCAGGAGACGCAGGAGCUGGCCUCGAAGCGCCUGGACAUCCAGAACAAGCGCUUCUACCUGGACGUGAAGCAGAACGCCAAGGGCCGCUUCCUCAAGAUCGCCGAGGUGGGCGCGGGCGGCUCCAAGAGCCGUCUCACGCUGUCCAUGGCGGUGGCCGCCGAGUUCCGCGACUCGCUGGGCGACUUCAUCGAGCACUACGCGCAGCUGGGCCCCAGCAGCCCCGAGCAGCUGGCGGCGGGCGCCGAGGACGGCGGCGGCCCGCGGCGCGCGCUCAAGAGCGAGUUCCUGGUGCGCGAGAACCGCAAGUACUACCUGGACCUCAAGGAGAACCAGCGCGGCCGCUUCCUGCGCAUCCGCCAGACCGUGAACCGCGGCGGCGGCGGCUUCGGGGGCCCGGGGCCCGGCGGCCUGCAGAGCGGCCAGACCAUCGCGCUGCCCGCGCAGGGCCUCAUCGAGUUCCGCGACGCGCUGGCCAAGCUCAUCGACGACUACGGCGCCGAGGACGACGAGCUGGCGGGCGGCGCGGGCGGCGCGGGCGGCCCCGGGGGCGGCCUCUACGGCGAGCUGCCCGAGGGCACGUCCAUCACGGUGGACUCGAAGCGCUUCUUCUUCGACGUGGGCUGCAACAAGUACGGGGUGUUCCUGCGCGUGAGCGAGGUGAAGCCGUCCUACCGCAACGCCAUCACCGUGCCCUUCAAGGCCUGGGGCAAGUUCGGAGGCGCCUUCUGCCGCUACGCCGACGAGAUGAAGGAGAUCCAGGAGCGCCAGCGGGACAAGCUGUACGAGCGCCGCGCCGGGGGCAGCGGCGGCGGCGAGUCCGAGGGCGAGGAGGUGGACGAGGACUGAGGCCGCAGCCGCCCCCGCCCGGCCUCCCCGCUCCGCCAGCCCCCUUCCCGUUCUCCCGGUGGGCCGGAGAAGAGGGAGGAGGGAGGCCCCACCGAG
Messenger RNA from Ochotona princeps (American pika), 1327 nucleotides. It is a transcript of the gene PURB, whose product is annotated as purine rich element binding protein B. The transcript has a single exon. Gene Ontology annotation, biological process: regulation of transcription by RNA polymerase II. The record is from RefSeq and is a predicted model, not a curated record. The coding region runs from base 287 to 1231 and encodes 314 amino acids. NCBI's taxonomy places the organism in Eukaryota, Metazoa, Chordata, Mammalia, Lagomorpha, Ochotonidae. Gene Ontology annotation, molecular function: DNA-binding transcription factor activity, RNA polymerase II-specific; RNA polymerase II transcription regulatory region sequence-specific DNA binding; purine-rich negative regulatory element binding. Gene Ontology annotation, cellular component: nucleus.